AUGUCCGUUGUUUCGCUGCAGCUAGGGCAAUGUGGCAAUCAGAUAGGCGGAGAACUAUUUAACACGUUAAUAGAUGAUGCAUCAAAACUAAAUCCCCAGUUUAUUUCGAAAAAUGUCGAUCAUAAAGUCAACCACGAAUACGAGGAAGAAGUACUGGAAAGAUUCUUUUCACGAGACAGAACAGGAGCAGCCAAUGCACGGGCUGUUAUGAUCGAUAUGGAAUCGAAAGCGAUAUCUCAAACCCUUCUAGAGGCUAAGAACUCGGGAAAGUGGACAUAUCCUUUGGGACAGCAAUUUUGUCAAAAACGUGGAUCUGGGAACAACUGGGCCCAUGGAUUCCUGGAGCAUGGACCAAAGUCCUCAGACACUGUGCUUGAAAUGGUGCAGAAAGAGGUGGAAAAGUGCGACAGAUUCGGUGGAUUUUUGAUUUUUCUCAGCUUGGCCGGUGGAACAGGCUCAGGUGUAGGGGCAUAUGUUACAGGUUGUCUUCGUGAAGAGUUUCCCCAUUCGUUCAUAUUGAAUCAAGUUGUUUGGCCUUAUGGUACGGGUGAGGUGAUUGUUCAAAACUACAAUGCUAUCUUAACUUUAUCUCACUUGUAUAAGUGCUCGGAUGGAAUAAUUAUCCUGGAAAAUGAUAAAUUACAGAGUAUAUGCUCCAGGUUGAUGAAUUUAAAACAUAUAUCUUUCAAGGAUAUCAACAGAGUGAUUUCUCAUAAACUUGCCAGUGUCCUUCAGCCAGUAAAACUGUUUUCUCCCAACCAAGAACCUGUUUUUUACAAAAGAGCUGUCUCAGUCAGAAAUCUACUUGGUGAUCUGAUUGAGCAAGUUUGUCCACAUCCAGAAUAUAAGUUGAUGACUUUGAAGAACAUUCCACAAAUGGCUGAAAACUCUUUAGCUUACAGCACUUACACGUGGCCUGGACUCCUAAAGCACCUACGACAGAUGCUGAUAGCUGAUGCUAGCAUGGAAGAAGGUAUGGAAUUAAAUCUGUGUUAUAUUUGUUGUUCUGUAGUUGUAAAAACAAACAAACAAACACUUGACAUGUAUGUUGUAGUUUGAAAUGACUUUUGGUCAAAAUUAUUUUUUACUAGUCUUUAAAUAAGUUGUCUUGAUUCUCAAACAAAUUAUGAUGGGAAUGAAUUUACAUGUAGACUGAAAUCAUUUUAACCUACAACGUGUAUAUCAAAUGAGAAAGAUAUUAAAUUGUGAGCUUGGUAAAGUUGAUGAAGAUGUUUUUUAGGUCUUUUUAUGAGCAUAAGACUAUGAAAAUAUUCUGAGUCCCCAAGAGAAAUCAAACCCCAGACUUUCUGCCAUGUUCUAAUGCUCUACUUCUGAGCUACAGAUGAUCUAAAGUGAGCUAGAGAGUAAAUUUUGAGCUCAGCACUGACAAAGGAGAAGAUUUUUUUUUUCUAUUUUCUUUGUUCAAAGCCCACAACAAGACAGAGAAAACAUCUUUCUCAACAUGCAUUUUUGAUGGCAGUGUGUCUCAGUGAGCUGAAGAUACAUGUACAUAAUUAUUUUAAUGCAAAAGAUGAAAUUGGGAAGACAAUGUUUUUCCGUGGAUGAAAUAGGCUUACUUAGAAGAAAAAGGUAUUCUUAGUGCUACCGUAAUUCACAACUAAAAUUAGUUGAAAAUCUAUAACCUUCUGAUGAGUAUUUCAAGAACUUGGAAAUCAGAAGUUUAACUCCUGAUAGUUACACUUGGAAUUUUUUUGUAGAGUUGAGUAAGCUGGUGUCACCUGCUAAAAUAUGUCAUCUAUCACUUCAGUCACUAGGGUAAACAUUUCCCUCCUUAGAUCCAUGAUGAUGAAUACCUUUAAAUGAAGGUUAAACAAAAAGUUAGAGAAAAAAGGCCAGGGGAGACACCACUGUUAAUGUUCCCAGCAUUUUCUUUAAAUAUCUGCACUUUAUAAAUCUCCCCUGCAGGCAUUGACUGGGAAGUCAAGUUGCCUGUGCCGUCAAACCCAGACGGUGCAGAUUUUCACCAAAGACCUGGACAACUGCCAAGAUUGAGGAAUAGAUUGAACAAAUCUAUUGCCAACCUUUUGGUUUUGCGAGGAGUGGAUGUUCACAAGGCAGAUCUGUCUUCUUUUAAUGAUACAAGGCUUCAUGCAAGCUGGGUACCACAGACUUGGGCCAAUACAGUGUGGUGCCACCAUAGGCCUUUCAACCAUUAUGAAAAAUCUGCGACAUUACUUACAAACAGUCAAACUCCUGUAGUACCCUUAAACUCUGUUGUCCAGAAAGCCUGGAACAUGUUUACUUCUCGAGCUUAUGUUCAUCAGUAUUUAAAGUAUGGAAUGACUGAAGAUCAUUUUGUGGACAGUUUUGCUGCUACUGAGCAAAUCAUCAGAAAUUAUUCUUCUCUGUAGGCCCAAGAUUUUGUCUAACAUCCAUUUUGAUGUUCAAUUUUGGUCACAAAAGCUCCUUUUGACAUUGGUGUUUUUUUUUUAUUAUUUUCAUUUCUUUAAGUUUUGAUUUUUUUUUGCUUUUUUUUUCUUGAUUUUGUGGUCUGGUGAAAAUUGAUAAAAAUAUCUUUGAUUCUGCCCAACACAUUAAGAACCAAUGCAUACAUUUUUGUUAAAAAUUUCAGAUAGGUGUGCUGCAAUUAAUUUGUAGAUCAUAUACAAAAAUGCAGGGCAAUCAAACUAAACUAAAAAAAAGACAAACUCUAGACAGCAAGAAAAUUGCAAUAAAAUAACCAGCAAUCAUCCACAAUUGACUUGACAUCCUAAUGAAGACUUCACUAGUCUUCUGUCAUUGUUGUCAUUUUAGCAUGGAUAUUCAUUGUCAAAACCUGUCUAAAGUGGGUGUAAACAUACAU
This is a messenger RNA of Pocillopora meandrina, 2824 nucleotides long. The record is from the annotation of a GenBank genome assembly. NCBI's taxonomy places the organism in Eukaryota, Metazoa, Cnidaria, Anthozoa, Scleractinia, Pocilloporidae.